Mycosarcoma maydis (corn smut) is the source of this 4695-nucleotide messenger RNA. RefSeq lists its product as uncharacterized. NCBI's taxonomy places the organism in Eukaryota, Fungi, Basidiomycota, Ustilaginomycetes, Ustilaginales. The transcript has a single exon. The record is from RefSeq and is a predicted model, not a curated record. The coding region runs from base 1 to 4695 and encodes 1564 amino acids.
AUGUACAAUUCUUUUUCCUCGCAAACGGUUCGUCCGUCCGACGCUAGCCCAUCGUACGAGGCGACUCAGUCUGCUCAGCAGCAAGAUCGUGACGCUGCCCCUCGCACACCACCCUCCUCCGGACAGAACUUCCAAGCCUUCAAUGGCCGUCAAGUAGCUCCCUCGUCCAACACAACCGUCAACCCGGCCUCAUCUCGCAGCUUCCAGCCAAGUCAUGGCCACAGUCAAUCCACCAGCGUUCUGCUCAACUCGUCCUCCUCAUCGCGUCCAAUGUUCAGGCCUCAGCCACAGCAGAACCCUUCCGUUUCCAACCGAAGCGGCAGCAUGCGUCCCAUGUCAGCCUUUCAGCCGCUAGACAAUCCCGAAUACUAUGCUUCCGGCGGUGGCUCGAGUCCAACCGCAACCGCAACCGCAACUGCGACCCACCGUCCGCCUUCCCCUGCCGGUUCCACCGCCAGAUCCAUCCGUUCCACUCCGCAAACGCCUCUCACUUUCAAAAGUCAGGAUCUGCGUAGCGCUCUCAGCCUUCAGGAAUCGCAGCAAAAAAAGCUUUACAUGGAAGGCUACCUCCUCAAGCGCGACGACCUUGGUACGGAUGGAAAGCCUCUUCAUGUCGCCGACGAAAAGCGUCGCUGGUCCGAAUGCUUUGUUCAGCUCUCGGGAACCGUUCUCAGCCUCUGGAAUGUCGACCAGAUGCAAGAAGCUGCAAAGCGAGGUUCCGAGGUUCCACCCACUUACAUCAACAUCACCGACUCUUUCGUCGAUUUUAUCGGCCUUCUCAUCGAAGAUCCCAAGCUUAUUCCCGCCAGUCGCGGACGCUACCAUCACGCUUUUGCCAUCAACUCGGCAGGCAACAACCGCACCAUCUUUUGCUUCCGCGAUCCUCCUCCGUUCCCUCCUGAAUCGCUCGAGCAAUGGCUCGCUCCAGAGCAUCGUCACAAGCCAGAGCAUCGCACCGUCAUUGGCUGGCUCAACCUCGGUCACCGUCACCUUCAGGCCUGGAUCAACGCCAUCCGCCUCGCCUCGUGGGAAAAAGUCCGCCUCGAAGAGAUUUACACUGGCGCCCUCAUCCGUGCUCGACUUGGCGCAGUCGGCUCGCCCGGCUCCGCCAACCCGGACACCGUCAAGGACGCUUCGGCCGCCAGCGCCGCCGAGAUGUCGAUCAAGUCUCCUCUCGUCAAAGGCAAGAUGGAAGGUUGGGUCAAGGCCCGCUUCAUGGGUUCCACCGAAUGGAAAAAGGUAUGGAUGGUGCUCACCGAUCACAAACCCGACGAAUCCGAGUUUGGCGCCAAGAAAAAGUUUUGGAAGAUCGGCUCGUCGACAGGCGAUCGCUCCAGUAUCCUCAGCGUCAACAGCGUCUCCACUAGCGCUCCAGGCGCUCCUACUAACGACGGCAAGGAUUUGCCCCCUCCUCCUGGAAGCAACGGCGCCCCCGGUGUAGCCAGCUUUUUCGAGUCCAAGAAAGACAAGAAGCCCUUCGCUAGUCUCAUUUACGCUGCCCAUGCGUUUGCCGUCUACCCUUCCCGACCCGAGCUCGUAGAGGGCUCGAGUCUCUUCAAGGUCGAAGGUGUCUUUCCCUCGAGCUCAGUCCUUUCCGCCACUCACCGUGUUCGCAGCACUGGCUGGGUUAUGCUCAUGCCCGAGCUCGAGACCCCCAGCAGCAAAGGCGCCAACGCCGAGAUGAUGAAGUGGCUCAUCGCCUUCAUGGAUUCCUUCAAGCUCUACGGUCGUCCCGAAACUUUUGUCUGGGAGGCUCGCGAUCCUACUUCGCCCUUCUUUGCCUACCCCAUCGGCCCCUUCAAGGACCGCCUCUUCCUCGACAGAGAGCUCGCAGAAUUUCUCGAGAUUGCUCGCGAAGACCAUCUCACCACCCGAUCCUCCUUGCACGGUAUCAUGGCUGCUCGUAUGAGAGGUGAGCGCACCAAGAUUCUUCAGCCUCUUCCACCGCCUUCGCAGAAUGCCCUCGCUUCCACGCAAGACGCUCUCUCGCGCGACGCCGACGAACCUCGAACAUCUUCUCGCGCCAGUGCCGCCGAAUCUGCCUCUCAACUGCCGCCCCUCGACUUUGCUUCCAAUCAAGGCCAGCCUCCCGCCACCGGUGCUUCCAUGGCCCAGAGCGGCUCGGAUCAGAUCGACAGAGUCUCGCAAGCCUUCAGAGAUCCGGCCAGAGCCGAUGCUGCAGACGCAGAAUCUACAAAGGGUGCGUCACCAGAAUCUGAAUCGAUCCGCCCGUCCCGCGAUGCCGUUGCGGUUCCUUCAGGCUCGCUUCAGCCCACUAUGCAAGAUGCAGCCCCCACACAGACCGCGCAGGCUCCUGCGUCGACAAAGUCGGUCCCUGUUGUCACGGCCCCUGUUUCCAAUACAGUCACUGCCUCUAACCCAGCACCAGCACCAGCGAUUGUUGCGAAGCAGAGCAGCACAACCCCCUACUCAAGGGACCAGCAGGGCGAGUCCUCGAGCCUACAGGCUCUUGCCAGUCCUUCUACCUCCGCGCCUCCUCCAAUGCACGGUGUGCCACCUGUACAGCAAACCGUACCCGCCACGGAAUCUUCGCUCGCCUAUCUCGCUCCUUCUGACAAGUCGCAAGCCAUGUCUCCUUCCUCGGAGACGUCCGCUACUCGGCCACCAGCCGUCUUUGGCCCAUCCGGUCGUGGUGCAGAGCAAAACAUUGUCGACCAGCCCCGCUCAACAAAGCGUGACUCUGACCUGCCCACGAACUACGACGAGAGUGCUCUCUUCUACAUGGCCUCGAUUUCCGAUCAGCUCCCUGCCACCACCCCGCAGCCUGUCGUCAUGCCUGCACCCAGCCGUCAUGUGGUCACAAAGGAAAGUUCCCAGGCUUCUCGCCCUCAAAGUCUUGCGCCUGCUUCGGGAACAACUUCGACGGUCCAGUCGGAAAGUACUCACGCCACGCGCCUGUCCUCUGAUCAUCAAAAGUCAGCAUCAGCGGCUCCCGUCCAGGCUGAGCAGGUGAAGCCCGAAGUCUCGGCGGUACCGCGGGUCAACCCGACGCAAGACGACACGAUCAACGACGAUGCUCUUGCCGCCUAUUCAUUCUUGGAACAGCCUCCCUCGCCACUAGUCCGCACAAACGAGAUGUCAGCCAAGCCCGUCGCGGCUGACCGCAGCGCUGUUCCUUUGACUGCUUCGUCCGCUGUGCCAGUGCAGCCCGGGUCGGAUACAGUCCCUCAAACGUCCGUUGACAGCACCCAUAGUGCGCGACCUGCUGCCGUUCAGUAUCCUUCUACCUUUGGACAAAACAAGAGGGCUGCCGAACGCAAGUCUGCAGCUCAGCUCCAGGCGCAAGCGCACCAGGAAGCCCUUUCGCGACCUGGUCGUGCCGGUGUCACCAAGCCCAAGGGCAUUCGCCGUCCUGGUUGGGUAGACGAUAGCGAGGAAGAGGAAGACGACGAAGAGGAGGAGGACGAGGAGGAUGAGAGCCGUGAAGAUGCGCGCAGCAUUAGCCGACCUUUACCAAGCGCUGGCACAGUUCGCUCAGCUGCAAGCUCGAACCGUGGUGGAGCAGGCACAGAGUCUCCGGUUAACCUUGCUGAUUCUGUUGGCAGUCUUGGCCGCAACAACGAUGCAGCUUCGCAAGUCGCCGGUGCCAACUUCCCUCGCUCCAUCUCUGGUUAUGGUGCAAGCCUUCUUGAUGGCUCGCGUGCCACAUCGCCGGGCCGGUCACCAGGCCGAGGGGGUGCGCCCACGCAUCCUUCGAUUCAGGCGUACCAGCGCCAGUCGAUGUUCAACAAUCACCUCAGUGCUGCUCACGGCGACGACUCUCGAUCCAACACACCUCCUCAGGGACCUAUUGUGCGCGAUCGACAGACCUUCCUGCAGCUCAAGCCUGAAGAGCAGCCGGGCGCUAUGACGACUGUGUUCACCCCGCACGGUCUGGUACAAGCCGGAGCGCAGGACAAAGCAGAGCGAUCGGCCAAAGCGCAGGAGGCCGAGGCGAGGGCGAUGGGUAGCCACAUGGUCAAUGUGCCCAACAAGCCUCCGCCUCCUCAAGCAGGUCUUCUUGGCGCCAUUACAGCUCACGAGCGCGAUCGCAAAGGUGCUGGAGGGUUUGGUGCGACGCUCACCGAGCGAGAGCGAGAGCGUGUCGCAGCCGAGCGACGCCAGCGUGAGGAAGAUGCGCUGCGACAGCAACAGCAGCAGCAACAGAUGCAGCAGAUGCAGCAGAUGGCCUACUUCAACCCGAUGCUGUACCAGCAGAUGAUGAUGUCCGGCAUGAUGGGUGGCAUGGGGGGAAUGGGAGGUAUGGGCAUGAUGGGUAUGGGUAUGCCGCAAAUGGGUGCUUUUGGCGCUUCGCAGGUGGGUGCUGGUAGUCAGAUUGGUGGUAUGGGCGGUGGCUUUGACCCUAUGAUGGCACAGCAGCAGGCGAUGCAGGCGGCUCAAAUGGCGUACAUGAGCGCACUUUCGCAAGCUCAUCAGGAAGGAUCUGCGCUCGGGCACGGAUCCAUGAUGGGACACGGCUCGCCCGGUGCAGCACCUGGGUCAACUAUGGGCAUGCCGAUGGGCAGUAUGCAGUUCAUGACAAGCCCACACAUGAGCAUGAUGGGUGCACCUUUUCCAGGAUUUAUGACGCAGUCUGCAGCCGGUGGAAUCCCGUCUGAAUUUGGCGGAGUUGGAGGGGCAAGCCCGUCGCCUCGACCUUCGUCUACCAAGCCCAACGGUCAAGGCAAUACCUAG